This is a messenger RNA of Apis cerana (Asiatic honeybee), 4094 nucleotides long. RefSeq names its product putative G-protein coupled receptor B0563.6. The record is from RefSeq and is a predicted model, not a curated record. Gene Ontology annotation, biological process: G protein-coupled receptor signaling pathway. NCBI's taxonomy places the organism in Eukaryota, Metazoa, Arthropoda, Insecta, Hymenoptera, Apidae. Gene Ontology annotation, cellular component: membrane. Gene Ontology annotation, molecular function: G protein-coupled receptor activity.
AGAACAAGGAUAGUUUGUGAUUUAAAGUUUUCGUGAAACUUUAUGCUUUUGUCAAGUGCAUUUAAAUACAUAUAUUGAUAAUAUUAUCGUUAUUUUUUUGGUUAAAUGAUUAUUUGUUUGAAUGAAAAUUGAGAAAAAUAAAUAAUAAUUUGGUAUCGUUUUUCGCAUAAAUCUCUAUAGAAAAUGAGAAUGAUCCAGGGAUCUCUGUUAAUUUUCUUUCAAUCAAUGCUUCAGAGGAAAUCCUUGCGAUUGACGCGGUUGAUCGAAUGUCAAUAUGCUAAUUUCAAAGAUUAGAUUUCAGAUAUUGACUGGAAAUCUACAUUUAAAAAAUAUUUUCUUCCGUAUCAUGGAUUUUUUUUUAUCAAAGAUUUCAUUCAAAUGAAAUUUCUUAUUUCUAUCUUCUUAUUAGCUUUUUAAGAAAAUAUCCACGAAAAUUUUUAUCAGAUUAAUUUUUCAGCACGUAAUUAGAUAAGUUUAGAAACAGGAAAUUACAGGAAAUAAUUUGUUUCAAAGUAACAAUUGACAUUCAAAAUUAUAAAAAUAAAGAAUGUCACACUAUGUUUUAUUAAUUUAUUUUAUGAUAUUUUAUUCUUUUUUUUCCUUUUCUCUCAAGAUUUAUGUUGUUAUUUAUUAUAUUUCCUUUUCAUUAAUUUUAAUGUUGCGCUUCAACAUAUAUAUGAAUCGGAUAUGAAUAAUAUUGAUAAAAAGUGAAAUUUGAAUUACAACUAUCAUAUAUUAAGAAAAAAAUAUUUUCACUUUCUUAAACAUAAUUCUGUAAUAAUGCAAGAUGCAGUAAAGUUUUGAAUUGAAAAGUAUUCAGAAUUUAAUGUUUAUCACCCAAUAAAAAUUUUCAAACAAAAUUUUGUUUAAGACAAAGUGAAAAAGUGCUGAAACUUUAAGAAUUCAUUUUAUUCAUAACUAUAAUAAUUCAUUAAGUUUUACAUAGACAUAAAUUUUCAUUAAAACUAUAUUUUUCUAUUCGAAUAUUUUCAAGAACUAUUAUAUGUCUAACUUGAGCAUAUAAUUGAACUGUUAACAUUGUUGACAUGGAGAAUACGAAACACCGGAAGUCGAGGGAAUACUCACACUAAGAUAGUUCUCGCCCACUGGUCUUUAUAAACUUUGAACACGAGGAGCAUAAUCAAACUGGAAUAUCAUCAACAAAUUUCUAAGGUGAUCACGAGAGAAUUCGGUGGAGGAUAGAAAAUGGCGGCAUACAAGUUAUCCGGAAGGGCUCGUUCAGAUUCCUCGGUGAAAUAGAGAGGAACGAAUUAUCGUAUCGUAUCGAUAAGCCUCGAAGGAUAAUCAACCACGAGACGUGUCUUGACUUUUCGAGUGUCCAAGAAACGCGUAAUGAACACCGGUUCAUCGUUACACCUGUUGCAUCACAAACUACUUCCCCCGUGAUCCCUUCGCUCGAAAUUCUUCGAUCGAUCGAAAGAAACGUCCAAUGGAGGACGAAAGCUCACAGCUUAAUUCGUGGAACAAGCGAUGCUCGAAGUUUCGAUCCACGGAAUGUAAGAUGAAAUGAACGAUUUAAUCAAACGAUUUGGGGCAAGAGAGAGAGGAAAAGAGCGCGCGAGGGGGAGAGAGAACAAGAUGAUCGACGGAGUGAAUGUGACAGAGACACGAAUAUGCCGUUUACAGGAAGAUCUCGAAAUGUUGGAGGAUCCUCGAAUACCGCCGCUGAAACGAAUCAGCUACGGCAUUGUUCUGCCUACCAUCUGUUGCUUUGGCAUCGUUGGAAAUAUUUUAAAUCUCAUAGUCCUUACCAGGCGCAACAUGCGAGGAACCGCUUACAUCUACAUGAGGGGUUACUCGGCAGCAGCGCUGCUCGCGCUUCUUUUCUGCAUCCCUUUUGACAUGAGAGUUCUUAUCCAUAAAGAGACAGGCAGAUGGAGCAGUUGGAUACAAGCUUUCUAUCACACUCACCUCGAGCUCUUCUUGGGGAAUGGUUGUUUGGGAGUUGGAGUUAUGAUGCUGCUAGCUUUGACAGUGGAACGUUACGUUAGCGUUUGUCGGCCUGGUCAGCACACUCGUCCACUCUGUGGCCCUCCGCAUUUAACCGUGGCACUUAUUCCCCUCGCCACGUUCCUAGUUUAUCUGCCAAAUGUGUUCCGGGAAGAAGUAGCGACUUGCCUCCUGGCGCUUGGCGGACCUGUUAUUUAUCAGAAGAGGGAGAAUCACUUCUAUCUCGACUCGUUGUUUUAUCAAGUGUACAAAGUGGUAUUGGAAAUCGUUUUCAAAGUAGCACCGACGAUACUUUUGGCUGGUUUCAAUCUUCGAAUAAUGGUGGUCUAUCGGCGAUCCUGCGAACGUCGUCGACGGAUGACACUGUCCAGGACGACGAGCAACGAUGAAGAUUCGAGAACGUUCGCGGAAGAAAAAAGGCUCGUGCUUCUUUUAGGGAGUACCAGCAUCCUGUUCCUCGUCUGCGUUAGCCCUAUGGUAAUUCUGAAUGUUACAUUGAGGGAAAGCAAUCUCAGCCACUAUCCUUACCAGGUAUUUCGCGCCCUGGCCAAUCUGUUAGAGGUAACGAAUUAUUCCAUCACAUUCUACAUUUACUGCCUGUUCUCGGAAGAUUUCCGAAACACCUUGAUCCGCACUCUGCAGUGGCCUUGGGGGAAGAGCAACCAGGGAGGAAGAGGACUUCCGAUGAAGCGUUCCUCCGUGGCCAGGCCAACAACCACCAUUACCACCACCACCACCACCACACCACCGACCACCGCCGUUGCGACUCCUGGUCAUUUAGCGCGCGCCAGCGUUUAAGUCCAUUUUCCCCCUCCCCAACCGAGAUCCUACGAAAAUCCGCGAACAUAACCGAAUUCGACCGAUCGUAAAUUUCGAAUGCAGUACGUGUAAUCUGAUCCCAGCUCACCGAACAGGGGAGAGUUGCAUAAUCCGUACAGAUCUUUUAAAUCGUAUCUCUGCUUUUAUGUGAACGGAUGUGGUGCCCUCUGGAGGGCUCUGUAUAUAUUAACUAGCAAUACCAAAUGUAAAAAAGAAUUAGUCGAUUAAAUUAAAUGAUAAUUAUAAUUUAAUGGACACUUACUGAGGGAGAAAGGAAAAGGUAAGACUGAUGUGUGUAAGUUUCAUCGAUGUAUAAUGAUUAUCAAUAUUAUUGUAAAAUGCGGUUCAUUAUGAUCUCCUUAUUGACAAUUUUUUUUCUUAGGUAAGUUAAGUUGAAUUAAGUUAGGUUUUUCUAAAUCGUACUAUUAAUAACGAAGAUUGUAUGAAAGAUAUGAUGGUUUCAUAAAAUUUGUGAAUUGUAUAGAAAAAAGAAAAAAAAAAGGAAAUAAAAAGAUCAAAAUUUAUGCAUGCUAAAUGUAAUGAAAUAAAUAAGUAAAUAAGUAAAUGAGGUACGAUUUAGGAUACAGUUGCGUAAAUCGUACUUUUUGAAUAUUUUUAGAAAAUAUAGUACAUCAAAUAAAUUAAAUGAUGAAUUAUAUUAUGAAAAUAUAUAUUGUUUCUCAUUGUUCUCAUUUAAAGAAAAAUUUCAGAAAGUCUUGGCAAUAUUUUGUGAAUUGUACGAUAUUAACAACUUUCCCCUGUCCUAAAUUUUAUAAUGCGAUAUCGAUUGGGAUACUGUAAAAUAUUAAAUAUCGCGAGAGUGAUUUUGUUGCCAAUGAACACUGCGAUGAAUAGAAUAAUUCUAUUGGCGACUAAAUUCAACUGCUCGAUAAUUUCGUUUUUAUACAAAGUGUCCCCGAAAUCGAUCAAGAUUUAACUGGUGGACGAUUUUAAAUAACUUUUUCCUUUGCGCUAAUUUUCAUUCUGGUUUUGUUAACGAGUUAUUAAUGAAAAACAUUGAUCACAGAGCGCGUACCGCGUUAUGGCGAUAGUGUUGGGUAUGCGUUGUCAACGAGUUUGAACAAACAAUAGAAACACGUGUCACUAAUGAGUUGUUGUAAGAAUAUUUUAUAAUACAAUUAUUAUCUUUCUUAUUUUUAUUGAUAUACUCUUACAUUUUCUAAAAGUAGCACGUGUUUUGUUAACUUUUUUUUUUUACCAAUACAUGUAUAUUUACCGCUAUUUGUUAUGCAGAGUUUGUUAUGCAAUCGUAAUAAAAUAAUUAAAUAUUUGAAGUUAAAAAA